AUGACUUCAGUGAAAGGACCAGGAAAACGACUAGAUCUCAAUGGGUCCGAACUUCGUAUAGGUGUUGUACAUGCGCGUUGGAAUACAGCAAUAAUUGACCCAUUAUUGCAUGGUGUCUUGUCAAGCCUCGAUGACGCGGGUGUUGCGCGCCAUAAUAUAAUUGUCAAAUCCGUGCCAGGCAGUUGGGAGUUGCCCAUAGCCUGCUCCCUAGUCGAAAGGCAGGCUAGAGAAAACUUCACCGAACUCGAUGCUCUCAUCGCCAUUGGAGUCCUGAUCAAAGGCGAAACAAUGCACUUUGAGUAUAUAGCUGAAGCUGUUUCAUCAGGUCUGAUGAGAGUCCAGCUAGAUUCAAAAGUGCCUGUUAUAUUUGGUCUUUUGACUGUUUUGAACGAGGAACAGGCCAAAGAAAGGGCUGGAAUUACACAGGGUAGUCACAACCAUGGCGAAGACUGGGGAAAAGCAGCCGUGGAAAUGGGCAGAAUAAAAAGUAAAAAUUAA
Molecule: messenger RNA, 498 nt
Organism: Blumeria graminis f. sp. triticale
Lineage: Eukaryota; Fungi; Ascomycota; Leotiomycetes; Helotiales; Erysiphaceae
Source: the annotation of a GenBank genome assembly